GAAAUAUUUUCAGGAAUGGUGGUUUCCCACAUAACAACCUCUAGUUAUAGCAAUAACAGUAUUUAGAGCCAAGAAUUAAUAGCGAAGAGCUUCACGGAAAAGAGGAAUUUCUCGUUACUAAAUCAUGUACGGUUUUGUCAACCACGCCUUGGAACUUCUGGUACUCAGAAAUUAUGGACCAGACGUGUGGGAAGACAUUAAGAGAGAAGCUCAACUUGAUGUUGAAGGCCAGUUCCUGGUCAGAUUAAUUUAUGAAGAUGCCAAAACCUAUGAUCUUGUUGCUGCCGCAAGCAAGGUUCUUAAGAUAGAUGCUGGUCAAAUCCUGCAAAUGUUCGGAAAGAUGUUUUUUGAGUUCUGCCAAGAAUCCGGAUAUGACACUAUACUCCGUGUGUUAGGCUCCAAUGUCCGGGAGUUCUUGCAGAACCUGGAUGCUCUGCACGACCACCUGGGCACCAUUUACCCAGGCAUGCGGGCACCAUCUUUCCGCUGCACGGACGGCGAGAAGGGGACCAACCUGAUUCUGCACUACUACUCGGAGCGAGAGGGCCUGCAGGACAUCGUCAUCGGCAUAAUCAAGACAGUGGCUCAGCAGAUCCAUGGCACAGAGAUCGAGAUGAAGGUCAUUCAGCAGAAGGGCGAGGAGUGCGACCACAUCAAGUUCCUGAUCGAGGAGAAGGAGUCGGAGGAAGAGGCCUUCUACGAGGACCUGGACGGCUUCGAGGAGAAUGGCACGCAGGAGACGCGCAUCAGCCCCUACACCUUCUGCAAGGCCUUUCCCUUUCACCUGAUGUUUGACCAGGACCUCACGCUCACGCAGUGUGGCAAUGCUAUCUUUAGAGUCCUGCCACAGCUCCAGCCCGGUGUGUGCAACCUGUCCUCCGUCUUCUCCCUGGUGCGGCCCCACAUUGACUUCGGCUUUCACGGAAUCCUCUCCCACAUCAACACCGUCUUCGUGCUUCGCAGCAAGGAGGGUCUGCUGAACGUGGAGACGGCCGAGAGCGAGGACGAGCUGACGGGCACGGAGAGCAGCUGCCUGCGGCUCAAAGGCCAGAUGAUCUCCCUGCCCGAGACCGAGAACAUCCUCUUCCUCUGCUCCCCGAGUGUCAUGAAUCUGGAUGACCUGACGCGGCGGGGCCUGUACCUGAGCGACAUCCCGCUGCACGACGCCACGCGGGACCUGGUGCUGCUGGGAGAGCAGUUCCGCGAGGAGUACAAGCUGACCCAGGAGCUGGAGAUCCUCACCGACCGCCUGCAGCACACGCUCCGAGCCCUGGAGGACGAGAAGAAGAAAACAGACAGACUGCUGUACUCUGUGCUGCCACCAUCAGUGGCUAAUGAGCUGCGUCACAAGAGACCUGUACCUGCCAAGCGUUACGACAACGUCACCAUUCUCUUCAGCGGCAUCAUGGGAUUCAACACUUUCUGCAGCAAGCACGCCUCAGCCGAGGGAGCCAUCAAAAUAGUCAACCUGCUCAACGACGUGUACACCAGAUUUGACAUCCUCACUGACACAAGGAGGAACCCGUAUGUCUAUAAGGUGGAGACGGUGGGUGAUAAGUAUAUGACGGUGAGCGGCCUCCCAGAGCCCUGCACCCACCACGCCCAGUCCAUCUGUCACCUGGCCCUGGACAUGAUGGAGAUCGCUGGCCAGGUGAAGGUAGAUGAUGAACCCGUACAGAUCACCAUAGGCAUCCACACAGGAGAGGUGGUGACGGGGGUCAUUGGCCAGCGGAUGCCCCGUUACUGCCUGUUUGGGAACACGGUCAACCUGACGAGUCGCACAGAGACCACAGGCGAGAAGGGCAAGAUCAACGUCUCCGAGUACACUUACAGGUGUUUGCAGUCAGCUGAAAAUGCAGACCCCCAGUUCCACCUGGAGUAUAGAGGGCCGAUCACUAUGAAGGGCAAGAAGGAACCAAUGAAAGUGUGGUUUUUGUCACGGAAGACACCGGAGACAAAUGUGUAGUGUCUGUCCUACAGCAACAUGCCACUCUCAGUUUUAACGUUUCUUAAUUGUGCAGACACAUAAUAUUUAUCUUGAACACAGUACAUUAAAACAAAUCACAUUUUAUUAACAUAACUCAUGUAUUGUAUGUUUUCAUGUGUGGUUUUUGUAUGAAACCUGUAGUAUCUUUUUUAGUUAAAAUCGUUAAUAUACCAUUAAUAAUGUUAGCUAGAGUCGUUAAUAUGCUCACAUCACCAUCUCCAUUGAUUCAAACUCGUUUGGUCUUUUGACUGACAACUCAAUGUUCUGGAGUUCAUGAGUGUUAUUUAAUUUAUUGUUCGUUAUGCCUUGGGAUGUCUGCUUUCAAGAUGACUAUGUAUGGAGGCUCUCAUACAUGGUGAGAUUACACAGUAUUGUUAAUUAAUUAAAAACUCCAAUGCUAUUCAACUGACAUUCACAUUUAUAUAUGUGUAUAAAUAUGAUCAUAAGCUUUAAAAAAUAAUAUAGGCCUUUUAAAGUGUGCUUUUGAACACAAUUCUGUAUUUAAGCAUAGCAGAACAUAUUUAUUUUUUGUAUGUAUGUACACUUUCCAAAAAUGAACCAUAAUUGCUAUCCUAAUUUAUAGAAUGGGCACUAUACAUAGUCUUAAAUUUGAGUUUGUAUCAAAGUAGCUCUGUUUCUGAAAUAGCAGUUUGAUUCUGAUAUUUAAUUCUAAUCCCUGUGUUCCUACUGAGGUUUAACCAUAUGAGUUUGUACCACCCUCAGUACCUUGCCUAUAUUUAAGGAGUAUUUUAGCUUGUAUGGUUUUAGUCAAUUUGUUUACAAGUCCUCUUUUGUUUGAAGCGCUUAACUGUAAUCUGUCCAAUUGAGAUGAUGUAGUGGGUCACAUUUGCUGUAUUUUUCUUUUUAAAGAUGAUUUUACGAAAGAGAAGUUGUAGUGCACGUAUCCACGACUGAGAAAUGUAGGCUUUAUUUUUCUCACAUCCUCUAAAAUUUAAAUCUGUGCCACUUCAAAAAUCACAAUUGGCAACCGCCAUGUAAGUUAUUCUUAAGUUAUUUAUGAGCCAAAAUGGGGCUGUGGUUGUAAUUUCUGUUGAUUUGCUCCAAUGUUGUGUUCCUAGUAUCAAAAUGUGCCAAGUGCCUCACAAAGUAUUACCUUCAGAUUCCUCCUCAUUUUUAAUGAAGUGUCUGAAAUAGUAUAGGCCUAUUUAGAUUCUCUCUGAUGUUCCGUAACAUUGUCAGGUAUACUAUGAAGUUAUUUUUAGGAAGUGGCGGCGUGUCUUGCUGUUUUCUUGCUUUUCCGGAUUGCAGGAAGGCAUCCUCUGAGGUGUGAGAGACUGUGCGAGGUAUUAAGUUACUGGGCAGGCUGUGAGAAAUCCACACUCUCUUAUUGCUCACCUUUCAUUUUGCGUAGAAGUACUACUAGCAGUUCCUCAGAUUAGAUUCCUUUUCCCGCCCAACUCAAAUUCUUUAAAGUGUUGAAAAUAAAAGUGUUAAUGUGUGAAAAUAAAAAUGAAUAAAGCAAUAUGGAACUUC
Molecule: messenger RNA, 3481 nt
Organism: Sardina pilchardus (European sardine)
Lineage: Eukaryota; Metazoa; Chordata; Actinopteri; Clupeiformes; Clupeidae
Gene: gucy1b1
Product: guanylate cyclase 1 soluble subunit beta 1
Exons: 13
Coding region: 125-1966 (613 amino acids)
Biological process (GO): cGMP biosynthetic process; response to oxygen levels
Cellular component (GO): guanylate cyclase complex, soluble
Molecular function (GO): guanylate cyclase activity; heme binding
Source: RefSeq, a predicted model, not a curated record